Messenger RNA from Cyanidioschyzon merolae strain 10D, 1425 nucleotides. RefSeq names its product DegP protease precursor. Gene Ontology annotation, molecular function: serine-type endopeptidase activity; protein binding. The coding region runs from base 1 to 1425 and encodes 474 amino acids. Gene Ontology annotation, biological process: proteolysis. The transcript has a single exon. The record is from RefSeq and is a predicted model, not a curated record. Lineage: Eukaryota; Rhodophyta; Bangiophyceae; Cyanidiales; Cyanidiaceae.
AUGGAGCGCGAGACGUUACCUUCAGGAAACCCGAGCAACGCUUUUAACGUGGGGUUUCUGUUGCCGGUGGUGCGGGAGCAGUGGCAGCUGCGAGCUUUGCCUCGUCGCUUCCUCAUGUCGAGGCUGCGCUGCGGGAGUGUAGCUGGUCGGACAGGUACGAGUGCUGCUGCGGCUGGUGCUACUGCUACUGCUACUGCUGAUACAGUGCCCGGGAUUCGGAAACUAAGAGCGAGUCAGAAGCACCUGCGCGCUUUGAGCUCAACUUGUCUGAGCCGAGGCUUGGGUCGGACUUUUGCGAGUCUCCUUGGUGCUGCCCUAUGGUGCGUUGCACCUGGCGAUCACAGUGCAGUGUCGGCGCUCUCGCUGCCCAGUGCCCCGAACUAUGUGCUUCCAGUGACUGAGGCGGUCGCGGCAACGCAGUCAGCGACGUAUACGGAAAGCGACCUGAGUCCUGAGGAAAAAGCCACAGUUGCGCUUUUCGAAAGGAACCGGGACUCGGUGGUACUGGUCACCACGUUGAUCGAGCGACGCGACUUUUCCUCCUUGAAUAUCAUGGAGGUCCCGUCUGGGAACGGCUCAGGCUUUAUCUGGGACAAAGACGGUCACGUGGUGACCAACUUUCACGUUGUGCGCCAAGCGGAGGCUGCGCGGGUGACCAUGGCCGACGGGAAAACCUACCCGGCUCGUCUGGUGGGCUACGAUGCCGACAAGGACGUGGCCGUUCUCAAGAUAGACGCUCCAACGGAGACGCUUCGUCCGGUUACCCUGGGCUCUUCGGCGGGAUUACAUGUAGGUCAGCGAGCGUACGCAAUCGGGAAUCCUUUUGGACUCAAUGAGACAAUGACGCAAGGCAUCAUAAGUGGUCUGGGGCGGGAAAUACGUUCACCCACUGGGCGACCGAUCACGAACGUGCUACAGACCGACAGCGCCAUCAAUCCGGGUAAUUCGGGUGGACCGCUUCUCGACUCGCAAGGACGUGUCAUCGGCAUGACCACAGCCAUCUACUCACCGAGCGGCGCAAGUGCUGGUGUGGGAUUCGCCAUUCCCAUCGAUACCCUGAAGACAGUGGUAGACACCCUGAUUAAAUACGGCAAGGUAACGCGUCCGAUGAUAGGCAUCUCGUACCUGGAGAGCAGCCAAGCGCAGAUUCUAGGUAUUAAUGAGGGCGUUCUUGUUCUCGACGUUCCUCAAGGGAGCGAAGCCGCAAAAGCGGGUCUCCAGGGUACGCGUCGCUCCACGUUUGGUCAGUUGGAGCUCGGUGAUAUUAUUGUCGGUCUUGACGGUGAGCGGAUCCGAAACGAAGCAGACCUGUUCCGCGUCCUCGAGGAGAAGAAACCGGGCCAGGUUGUGACUCUGGAGGUCAUUCGGGGAAACGAUCCACGCAACCUAGUGAAGCUUCAGGUGAAAUUGAGCAGCUCCCAAUAG